Molecule: messenger RNA, 1542 nt
Organism: Clonostachys rhizophaga
Lineage: Eukaryota; Fungi; Ascomycota; Sordariomycetes; Hypocreales; Bionectriaceae
Source: the annotation of a GenBank genome assembly
AUGUCGUCCCCUGCUAGCUACACCAUCAGCUCUGGCUCUGACUCAAGCUCUGACUCAGAUGCCGUGAGUGAGCUCUCCAACGAGGAAUGGCAAGCACAAGGGGCGUAUCCAUACGAGCAUUUGAGCGUGCGACCAGUUCGCUGUGGCACCACUGGACUCUAUCCUCUCACUCCCCAGUUCUGGAAUCACCGGAGCGCUGAGAGAUUGCCGUUCUAUGGAGGACAAGCUAUGAUGGGCCCUCGCGGUCCUCUGUGCCACACUGGAGAGAUAAGCACUAUCAUGAGGCCUGUCCACGAGCUCGUGCGCACGCCUCCGCCUGUGAUGCCCUACUCUGGCGUCAAGUGGCCCCCUAGAGCACCUCAGGCCGGCCGCAAGAGAAAAGCUUUCAAAUAUAUGCAUGACCGCAAUGAGGCCAAAGUCAUCUACGAGCACUUGAAGGAUGAGGGUAACACGAUGAGCUACCGGCUUCAGACUACAGUCCAGAACCUCCACAAUCUCAUGAGCCAAAUCUGUCGGCGUGAACAGAUUGCUCAAGAAGAUCUCUCUACCUACCUCCACGAGAUGACAAAGGACAUCCAAGAGGAUCUCGUCUACAUCCCUAACCACUGUUGGGAUAUCUGGCUUGAACAGGAUGGAGGUCUUCUUCCAGGAACUGAAACCAUGCGAAACCCGGUCGUUGUGCCCAGAACCAACUUCAAAGAGAGCGAUAAUAUGAAUAUUCACGAUCGGCUCUGGUGCCGACGCUUUGUUGCCAACAUAGUCUACGUGCAGAAUCACUUCUUUGCCUUUGUUCUUGACCGGAAGCAUGCCUUCGUGCACAUCCUGGAUACCUCUGGAGACGGGAGAGAUAUUCGCGCUGCUGCCUUUGUCAACUCCCUUGCAGUCUGGCUCAACAGCCUUGGGUUCUCGAUGAACUUUGCAUUCGCAGUCAUUCCCUGCACUCCUCAGCGGGAUUGUUUCUCUUGCGGCAUACUCUGCGCUCAGUGGCUUCGCCAAACGCUGCGAGACUUCAUCGGAGAACGAGUUGAGCAGAGUGGGAUCCCGUGUAUCAGCCUCAACUUUCGGAAUCGACCGUUUCCAACCCUCACAGACUCGUACCCUUCCGGCCUCUUUGUGAGAGAUUGGGCCAUUCGGCCUCAAGAUUACGAGGGUUCUCGUCGCUGGGCCAAGACAGAGAUGAUGAUUAACAUCUGCACAAGGCUAUCGAUCCCAAGCUUCCCUCAAUUCUUCAGGCAGGUUGAUCAGAUCCAGAUCCACCUUAUGCCCUGUAACAACAUGCUCAACCAUGUUAGAACGAGACUUGCAGAGCAGGGGCCUCAUUGGGGAUUCAUGACCUUCGCAGGAGCCUUUCGCAUUGCUAUUCCUGCCUUUGCCCAUGAAGGCGAGGGGCCUAACUUUGGGCUUUAUUACUUCGACGAACGAUACUGCAUGCUCCGCCGUCGUAGUGACCACUCUGAGGUUGACUGGGUUACAUACACCCCAAGGCCUCUCCCUCCUCGCAUCACGCCUGCUACGCUCCCUGUUGGUUCUCAUCACCACUGA